UGGAAUGCCUCUCCAAGAUCCUGCCCCUGCUUCGCCCCCACGAGUGGGCGGCAUCUAUAGACUUAUCGGACGCGUAUCUUCACGUUCCAAUAGCAAAGUCCUCUCAGCAUCUCCUAGGUUUCGCAAUAGGAGGGGACACUUACCAGUAUCAGGCCCUCCCUUUCGGCCUUCGCUCUGCUCCUCGCAUUUUUACAAGGCUCGUCAGGGUAAUUGCUGCAGAGCUAAGAAGAAGAGGGGUAAAAAUUUUUUGUUAUCUCGACGAUUGGUUGAUCCUCGCCCCCUCAGAACAAUCCCUUCACAGACACUUGAAGGUCACUAUCGCGUUAACGACAAAUUUAGGCCUUCUCAUAAACUGGGAAAAAUCAAGAUUGACUCCAACUCAGACUCCGGAUUUCCUUGGAGCAUUUAUAGACAUCCCGCGUCAGCUGGCAGCCCCCCUUCCCCACCGGGUUCAGAGAACGAGAGCAGUCGCGGAGCAACUCCUGUCCAGUCGUUUCUCGACUGCGAAGACUUGGCAGAUUUUUCUGGGACUCUUAGCAAGCUUAGUGGAUACAGUCCCCCUUUGCAGACUGAGGAUGAGACUACUCCAGCUACAUCUCCUCAAGUUUUUUCGCCCACCCAUGGACGCCGAGAAAACCUACAUCCCUCUAUCUCCGGAGUCAAUAGGGGCCAUUCAGUGGUGGCUUCUUCCCUUGUCUCUGACCUCAGGGAAGCCCUUCAGAGGUCCCCUUCCGUCAGUGGUCAUCCUAACCGACGCCUCAAACCAAGGUUGGGGCGCAGUCAUGGACUCGAAGAGGGUGUGGGGGGACUGGACUGGUCAUCAGCUGAAUUUUCACAUAAACAGGUUGGAGAUGAUUGCGGUGCAGUUAGCCCUCCAACACUUUGCAUCCGAGAUAGUGGAAAAGUGUGUCCUGAUAAAGUCAGACAACCAGACGGUGGUAACAUAUCUCAACAAAGAAGGGGGAACUCGGUCAAGGACCCUUUGCAGACUGACUCUAGAGAUUUUGACAUGGUGCGACAGUCGCAACAUCACGGUGAAGGCAUCCCACAUUCCAGGAAAGGAGAAUUACAUAGCAGACUUCUUAUCGAGGGGACGCUAUCUCCCCUCGGAAUGGAUGCUCCACGAGGCUGUGGCCAAGGAGAUAUUCAAUCAAUUCGGCAACCCACAGAUAGAUCUAUUUGCCUCAACACUAAACAAGCAGAUCACUACUUACUGCACCAAGCACAGGGAUCCAAUAGCAGUGGCGACAGACGCCUUCUCAAUUCAAUGGGACAAUGUUUUCGGUUAUGCUUUUCCUCCAUUUGCAAUCAUCCCCAAGGUACUUCAGAAAGUAGAGGAGGAAGGAGCAACCAUACUGCUAGUCGCCCCCUGGUGGCCCCGCCGACCAUGGUUCUCAACGAUAGUCGGCCUUCUGUGGGGGAGCCCAGUGAUUCUACCGAUGAGGCAGGACAUCCUGAGUCAACCAGGGACCCAGCACUACUACCCCGAGCCCAACAAACUGAGGCUCACACUGUGGCCCAUUACAGGGCAGCAGCAAUCAAGGCUGGACUUUCUGAACGGGCUGCCAAUUUCUCGGCCGAAUGUUUACGGUCUUCCACACGAUCAACCUACGACUCCAGACUCAGUCACUAUGUUAGAUGGUGUCGGCAGGCUAAGACUAAUCCAUGCAAGGCAUCUGUAGGGCCGUCUCGCCGGAUACUAUCUCUCGUUGGAUUGUGGAGGCAGUGAAAUCUGCUGGUGAUCCAGUCAUCAUUCACCAGAAAGUUAGAGCCCAUGACACAAGAGGAUUGGCUGCUUCCUGGGCUUUAUUCAAGGGCGUACCCAUGGAGGAUAUAAUGAAAGCGGCAUAUUGGUCCAACACUAAUACAUUCACAUCCUGCUACCUCUCGGAUGUCCUCGGUGAUGAAUCCAAGUUUGCAAGGGCCACCCUGUCCGGUUCCCAUCGCUAAUCCAAGGUAUGAGUUUAACUUUACAAGCUUGUCUUUAGUAUCUUGUAUAAUAGAUUUGAUCUGUAGGGCCUCUUGGCUUUGGCCUGACCACCUCCCAUAGUUGUUUCCGUGGGAAUCUGGCUUUUAAGGGAAUAGGUAAGUAUGGCGUAUCUGAAGUAGAUUAUGUUGUUCAGUAGUGAACACCAUAUCUACGAAGUAGCCAUACUUACCUAUGCUACCCUCCCACCUCCCCUCUUUCUGUUUCUGAGGUUCGUUUGCCUAAGAAAGAGGAAGUGAGCCACGCACGCAAGGUACUUAUAGUAUAUAGGGCGGGGUUUCCCUCCUUGUCGUGCGGGGCUCUAGUCUGCGUUGCAGACUUUUUCUCCU
Messenger RNA from Lytechinus variegatus (green sea urchin), 2316 nucleotides. RefSeq lists its product as uncharacterized. NCBI's taxonomy places the organism in Eukaryota, Metazoa, Echinodermata, Echinoidea, Temnopleuroida, Toxopneustidae. The transcript is spliced from 2 exons. Bases 5 to 1729 code for a protein of 574 amino acids. The record is from RefSeq and is a predicted model, not a curated record.